UGGAAGCAGACAAAUGGCAAGAUAACUAGCUGAUAAUCUGACCAUAUCAGCCCAGCCGGAGCAUGCCUUUAAAUUUGGACCCUGAAAUGUUAACAUAAUGCUAUGGCUUGAUAUGUUUAACAUAUGCAUGGUGAAAUAUCCAUUCAAAUUCGCAAGGAAUAGAAAAUUAAGAGAGGAUUAAAAAUUCUGAACGAAUUUUGGAACUUAAUGCAUGCACUGUUAAUUCAGCAUCUAAAAACCGUUCGAGACUUUUCUAAUGUCUAUAAUGCAAAGGCCGGCAGCUUGUUCUUCAUUCAGAACCAUCAGCUACUUCUAAACCCUUUUCUAUAAAUAUCCAAGUUGGUACCUGAUUGCUUCACAACUCUCUCAAUCCUUGUAAUCUUUCAUUUGCAGUUUUCAUAAUCUCAUAGGAAACUAAAAUGGCAAACCAAAUUGUGCUUUUGGCUUUUGUAGCAAUGACAUGUUCUCUGGUCAUUGCUUUCGAGCCUAAACCACUGCAAGAUUUCUGCAUUGCUGACACUACUAGCUCAGUAAUAAGAGUAAAUGGGUUCCCUUGCUUGGACUCCAAGCUAGCACAAGCUGACCAUUUCUCCUUCGGAGGACUUCACAUGCCCGGAAACACCACAAACCCUCUUGGCGUUAAAAUUACCCCAGUCAAUGUGGCUCAAAUUCCAGGACUCAACACCCUUGGCAUCUCACUGGCUCGAAUUGACUAUGCACCAGGUGGUGUUACCCCUCCCCACACUCAUCCUCGUGCCACUGAGAUUCUGACAGUUGUGAAAGGCAAGCUCUAUGUUGGCUUUGUGACCUCCAACCCAGAGAAUAAGCUCAUCUCAAAGGUCCUCAAGAAGGGUGAUGUGUUUGUUUUCCCUAUUGGACUAGUUCACUUCCAGCAAAAUCUGGGAUCUGGAACAGCCAUUUCACAGUCUUCUCUGAGCAGCCAAAACCCUGGAGUCAUCACUAUUGCUAACUCAGUUUUUGGACCCAAUCCCUCAAUUUCAGAUGAUGUUCUGGCCAAGGCUUUCCAAGUUGACAAAUCCAUUAUUAGCAGUCUGCAGGCAAAAUUUUAGAGUAUUUUUAUGGAAGAGUUUCUGAUUCAUUUCACCCUCCGUAAUUAGAGUCUGAAGACGAGUUUCUGAUUCGUGAACAGGGCUAUUCAUUUGCA
Molecule: messenger RNA, 1165 nt
Organism: Rosa chinensis
Lineage: Eukaryota; Viridiplantae; Streptophyta; Magnoliopsida; Rosales; Rosaceae
Product: putative germin-like protein 2-2
Exons: 2
Coding region: 420-1070 (216 amino acids)
Cellular component (GO): cell wall
Molecular function (GO): manganese ion binding
Source: RefSeq, a predicted model, not a curated record